Molecule: messenger RNA, 1425 nt
Organism: Pedinophyceae sp. YPF-701
Lineage: Eukaryota; Viridiplantae; Chlorophyta; Pedinophyceae
Source: the annotation of a GenBank genome assembly
AUGAGAGCAGCCGUGGGCGGUGCUGGCAAUGCUGCAGCGGGCGCUGGCACGCAGCGGGGCGUGAGCGGCAGCUGCAGGCGCCCGGCUCCGCGGCUAGGAUGCCUGAGACAGUGCGGAUCCAGCUCGCACGGACUGAGUUCACCCUUGUGCGCACGGGAAUCGAGCAGGAGAGUCUGCGGCAGCCAACGGAGCAUUCCGACUCGGGCCGGCGCGAAGACGCCGGGAGGGGACUUUGACGAUCUGUGGACCGUCAUGCCGGCGGACGACGAGCCCGCGGCCCGCGGCCCUCCCCCGCCCGCAGACGACGACUUCGAUGGCUGGGCAGUCUUGGAAUCAGGCCCCCCUAUGUCCGGCGACGACGACUUCCCCUCGCCGAUCGACGCGAUCGCGCGCAUCGCCGAGGAGCACAGCGUCGUCGACACCGACACCACCACCGACGCCACCACCGACGACGACGACGACGACGGCGACGACGGCGACGACGACGACGUGUGGACCGACGUGCUCGCCGCGGACGCCGCCGACUCCGGCGGCGAGAGCGAGGAGGAGAUCUUCAGCGUCGACGGCGGGUGGCAGCUCGACGGCGCUGAGCUGGCCUCGAUCCUGGAGAGCGCGCGGCUCGCGGAGGACGAGGACGAGCUCGCGGACCGCGGGGAGGACUACGCGCGCGCGGCCGCGGCGCUCGUCGCCUCGAUGGGCUCCGGGGCGAUCGCGGACCUCGGCCGGCAGCAGCAGGAGGCACAGGCGGAGAAGCGGGCGCUGUCGAAGCUGCGGCACGCGCGGGGGAGCCCGAACAAGAUCCACCGGCGGCUGCGGAUCAUCGCGGGCGCGGCGGCGGGCAAGGCGAUUUACUCCCCCCAGGACGACCGCACGCGGCCGAUGAUGGAGAAGGUGCGCGCGGCGGUCUUCUCGAUGCUGCUGAGUCAGGUCGGGCCGGACGGGCGGUUCCCGCCGGGCGUGCGCUGGCUCGACCUGUACGCUGGGACGGGGUCGGUCGGCCUCGAGGCGGCGUCGCGGGGCGUGGAGGAGGUUCACUUCGUGGAAAUGGACCCCUGGGUGAUCAAUAGGGUGCUGGGGCCGAACAUCAAGAUAUGCGGGGCGGAGCGCGCGGCGACGGUGCACAAUGCGAAGGCCGAGGCGGUGCUCGCGCGCGCGGAGAAGGCCCCGCGGAGCCUCGGCGGCCCGUUCGACUUUUUGAGCGCCUGCCCGCCGUACGAGAAGGUGUCGUGGCCGGAGAUGAUGGCGGCGCUGGACCGGACGCCGCUGCUGCACGACCGCUCGUUCUGCCUCGUGGAGUAUCCCCAGAAGGAGUGGGCCGCGGUGCCUGACUCACUGGGGCCCCUAGUCAAGUUCCGGGACCGCCGGUACGGCCGGACGUACCUCGCGCUGUACGGGCCCGAGGACCUCGUGGAGCUCGACGCGUAG